UGGAAGGAAAAAAGAGCUCGACACGGAGCAACAAUGCACUCGCUACACGUCGAGACCAGCAGCCAUCGAGAGGAUUAAUAAGCUGAUCAGGACUGGAUCCAGCUGAUCGGGGACUUGGGAGAGGUAUUGGCGAUCAGACGGGUCAAGUUUUAUGGUUGUUUCGAGGAGAAGCGAGAGGCACUAUCAAGGAUUACAGAGCUGUGACUGCUCCUCGCUCAGCCGGCUGCUGUUUGCAGACUCACGGAUACAACGACCAGAGAGGAUACAGUGCCCCCCUAAGAACCGGAUCGAGAAAAUACCAAUGGGAUCUUUAUUCUUUCUUCAGCGUCUGUCUGAACAAAUCAAUGAACGUCAAUAAGCUUUUGGAUUUGUGGUGCUUGCCAGAGAAUCAGACAGUCCAGAUAUUCCCGUUGUUGAGGUGAGGCCUUCUCCGUGCUGCAGUGGAGGGCUUCACAGACAAAGCUAGUCCGGCUGGAUGCAUCACGCAGUAGAGCAGUUUGGCGGGCGUGGCACACGGGAUUCCUUCCCUCUGGACGGACUCAGCCGGGGGCCAUGGGCUCCCGUGGGCGGCCGCACCUGGCAGCCAACUACCAGGUGUUCGCCUGGAAUAAACCAACACCAGCUCCUUUCCCAUCUACCUCCCGGUCCCAUGGGUGGACUGAAUCAUCCCAGUAAAUUCUUUAGUAAUGGGCCCAUGCGAGGAGCUGAGAAGCCUGAACCUCAGCAGCCAAUGUUACCAGGUGUGCAUCGGGAGCAACAGAGACCUCCUCAUCUUCAUCCUCCCCCUCCCCACAGAGCAUGGGAGCAACUGGGCCAGCUGUAUGAUUCCCACCUUCCUCCUCAAGGACAUGCUGUUAUGCCCUUUCACAGUGAGCCUACACUUCGUCUCAAUCACGGAGGGUAUGUAGGCAGCGGUGGACUUCCCCACAACAACCAUCUUUCUAGUAGACCAAACCAACUGCUGAAGUUUGGAGGUCCUCAGGAGCAGCACAUUCCCCGGGGUCCACCAUUGCAGGGAGAUGAAAUGUGGGCUCAGGUGCACCAGCAGAGGGGCUACCCAGGAAAGAUGCUUGGGGGUCAGCUGAAGAGACCAGGACCGCCAUUGGGAGAACACUCAGUCAUCCAACAUACUUCUCCACUAUCCCUACACCCGCCCUACCGCCCAGCUGUAGAGGACUGUCCCAGCCCGAGCAAGAGGAAGAAGAGUUUAGAUCAGGGAUCUCAUCCCGGGCUCCCGUGUUUUCCUGGCCCUGUCCAGUCUUUGUUAUCUCAGCAAGAGUCAUCAGUCCAUCACCACUCUCCAAAACCUGCCUUCUGGAACCCUCUCCACAAGAACAGCAGCAUUCCCUGGCAGCACCAGAACUCUGACCGCAAGAACCAACCAUCACAGGAGUUCCAGGUCCAUACUGAAACCAACAAACAUGGAAUGAGCAGCUACACCCAAAAGUCAUCUACCUUCUCCCCCACCCCUUCAAACCUCUCCCCUUCAUCACAUUCAUCUCCUAGAAGCUACAACCAGGGAUGUGCUCCUCAGCUCCAGAAAGACACAUUCCGAUCUCAGGCUGUAAACCAGCAGUCCUCUCAUUCCUCUUCUAACCCCAGCCCAAGCUCCAAACUGGGGCUAGUUCCAACCUGUCAGGCCGUGGAGCCUCAUGGUCAUCACAACCAGAGAGGCGCUCUCAUUAGGGGCCAAGGUGGCAGCCAAGCUACCUCUCACACGUCUUCUACCCUAAAACGGGGAGACAGAGAUCAUUACCUAAACGCCCGUGUGCCACCAGCAAACCCCUCUGCAACCAGUAACAGCAACAGCAGUGUGCCUUACAGCCACUUCCAGCCUCAUCCAGGGCUGGAACACCUGGGUCCUCCACCUCCUCCUCAUCCAACUCAUCCAACUUCUCCUGCCAGCAGCACCUCAGUACCUCAGCAACAGCACAGUGGGCCUCAUGAGGCCUGGAGAUACCGGAACAGACCCAGCAGUCAAUCCCUCGAGUCGGGCAUCUACAGUGGUCCAGGACUGCUACCUCAGCACCAGCACGGCCACAAUCAGGUCAUAAAUAGUCAGGUUCCUAAGCCCCCCCAGCAUCAACGGCAUGUUAGCCCUCCUCUGCCCCAGACUAACUCAACACGAACACCUGUUAUUACCCCCAAUCUUCCUAUAUCCCAGGCCUCCUGCUCCAACAAUGGCUUUGGCAACUGUACCAACUCCGGUGGUGGUGGUUCCUCAUCUGGACAGACCACAGCACUCCCUGCUGGUUGCCCUGUGAACAAUAGAAGUAGUAACUGUUGGGAGAGAGGAAGAGAGCCAGUACCACAAACGUCCACCAGCAGCAUCACUAACCCGAUCCUUCAGCUGGAUUCACUUCUGCAGCCAGGAUGUCAAAGAGGCCAAACCAUUAGUGCCAACCAGCCUCACCAACAGGGUCUGUCCAGACCAAAACAACCAACCACCAAAUCCCAACCCAUAAAUGGCAGGACCUCAUUCUACACUCAGGCUGAACAGGAGCAACCUCCUCCAUUUUCCUCAUCUUCUCUGUUCUCCUCAGGGCACCAGCGGGCCGGGGACAGUGUGAUCACAAGCAGAGUUUUAAACCCUCUCUCUAUGACUCCUGCUACCUAUCGCUCAGCUUCACCCUCAAGGCUUCAACCCCUCUCAACAGUCAACGCUGCCCCUCUGCCAUCCAAGCCAGCCAUCUUUCCUGGUCUUGUUCAUCAGCAAGACACUGCCUCGACAAAGGUGUAUACUCAGCGCAAAAUGUGUCCUCCAGCUCCCACCUCUGUCCCCCAGUCAAUUGAAGAGGCCUUAGACAAGCUUGACGCGGAGCUUGAAGGUCAUAUGCAAGCUGUAGAAAGGGGGAAGAGAGACAGAGAGGACCAUGAAAAGAAUGAGAGAAUGAGAGCAGAGGAGAGGCAGAAAAUGGAAUGGGAACUUAUGCAAAAGCGGCAAGAGAGGAGAAAUGAGCAGGAAAGGAAGAAAGAGGGGAUUCAAAAGAGGGAGCUGGAUAGACAGGCGGAGGAGAGGAGAAGGAAAGACUGGGAGAGGCAGGAGCGGGACAGAAAGGGGAGGCAAGACGAGGAAAGGAGAAAAGAAAUGCAUAGGCUGGAGGAGGAGAGAAGAAAGAGAGAACUGGAGAGACAGGAAGAGGAGAGAAAAAGGAGAGACUGGGAGAGAGAACAAGAAAAGAAGAGAGAGUGGCAAAAACAAGAGGAGGAGAAAAAGAAGAGGGAGGCGCAUGAGAAAAAGAGGGAGCUGGAAAGGCAAGAGGAGGAAAAGAAAAAACAAAGACAGUUUGAGAGGAAAGAGGAGGAGAACAAGAGGAUGGAACGAAAGAGAGAGUCUGAGCUGUCCAGUGCGAAAGGCAAAGAGCAGACGGCCAUCGAGAACCUGGAGAGACUGCUCUCUGGCAGCACUUCCCCAGCACCUCCACCUCCUCCACUGUCUUCAGUCACUGCCCCCUCCUCAGGUCCGUCACCCCCAAACUCCCAGGCUUCACCCCCCUACCCCUGGCUAAGUCGUGGUGGCAUACCCGCUUGUCCACUGGGCCAGUCACUCACCACUGCUACCCCUGUAGAAAGGCUGCGACCUCCCCCUCUCACACCUCAGACUGAGUAUGCCAGAGAAAAGCAAAGGCAGAGAGAGAUGUGGAGCAACAAUGGCGGAACGAUUUUCAGUCCAUCAUCAACUCAGAAUAUCUCAGGGAUAAACCAGUCUCUACACCCCAACAAGCCCCCUGCCAUGCAGCCUGCACCCAACCAAUCCAAAGAUAUAGCCAGGGACAAAGAGAGCAGCCAGCGAUCUUUGCCAAACCUGGCACUUAGAGAGCCCCCCAAACUGUAUCAGGCUUUUCCCAGGGAGAAACUCCCUCAUCCACCUCUACCCUCCAGCUCCAGCUCCAGCUCCACAAGAGGAAUCCUGAACAAGCAGGGGGUAGGAAAUGGAAAUGACGGCAGCUUCAGCACUGACUCUGACAGUGCUCAGUUUGAGGAAGAGCCUUCUGAGUUGUCCACACUGCUUCCUGAUGGUCUGGCGAACAUAAUGGCCAUGCUAGAUGAAUCUAUCAAAAAGGAAGAGGAGAUGUUUAACAGUCAGAAGACUGAGUCAACAAGUCUUCUUGAUAGCUUUUCUCCUAGUAUCUCCCCAAUCAAAAGUUACCUGAGUGCCCCAGACCUUAUUCCAGCAACAAGGCAUCAGCCAAACCAUGAAGACUUUGGAUCCAAUCCACAUGCUAGCCCUCCUGUGCUCAGCCGCCAAGGCUCACUGGCAUCCCCUUGUAGUCGAACAUCCUCUCUAAAUGAGGAAGAUGAGGAUUACCUAAAACCGUCUCCAAGUGUUCAGACCCUUAAACAGCCAAUGGACAUGGAAAUGGGAGUAGGGAACACCAGUUACCGUCACAGUGACCUGGCUAAACUUUAUGGUCUCCCUGAGCAGACUAAAAGUGAGGCUGAUGAGGAGGAGGAUGAAGAUGAUUCCGAAACCCCGUCUUGCUCCCCUCCACCCCAAAGGCCUCACCUUCACCAAACAGGUGUAAACAGCAUGUUCAAGUCUCUUGCAACAGUCCUAGAGAGACAGAAGUAUGCUUACCGGGGUGGGCCCUUCGGGAGACCCCCUCCAUCAGCGUUGGUUGGGGUUAAAUAUUCCUCUUCGCUGUCACUGGGCCCUGAUAUCUGCCGCCAGCAGCAGGGCAGCUCUCCAACAUCAGAAUCAAUCAAUCCACCAUUUAGUCCUUCUUUCUCACCUCUGAAGUCCUCCCCUCAUCCUCAGUUAGAGGACAAGAAGCUGAAAAUAGAGGAUGCUGAUGUCUGGAGAGAUGAUGAAGAAACAACACAGAGAAGGAUGAACUUCAGGGAAGAGAAGAGUGCUCAUACCAUCUUAAAUCCCAAUAAGGUUGUCAAGGAGGAACACCUGUUGACCACCAUCUCUGAGUCUUCUCUCGCAGAGUUAGGAAAGAGCUGUGAAGUCAUGCUCAGUCGACAGUCACCCACUGAAAAGAACCUGGACAAGUCUGAUGGCCAAGGCAAAGUGGAAGACAGAUACAAACCUGUAAAAGUCAAGGAGCACAGAGAGAAAGACCGAAACAGGGAUAGAGAGAGGGAGAAGGAGAGGAAGAGAAAGCAUGGUCACAGCCACAGUAGCAGCAGGAAGCACGAAGAAAGGAAAGAGAAGAAGAAGCAUCGAGAAAAGAUAGAUGAGAGGGCCUUCUCCUCCUCUUUAUCAUCAUCAACUUCUUCAGCUCUUUCGCGUUCCAGCCACAAGCGUCACAAGGACGGCAAGAGCCACAAGGAGAAGAAGGAUCGCAGAAUCCUUGGUGACCUCAACUUACAGAGCAAGGAGGGCUAUGAGAAGAACUGGAGUAAUCUUUGUGCUGAUAAGAAGAAACGCAAUGAAGUUUCCAGUUCAAGCUCCACCACUGAAGGAGAGCAUGAAGAAUGGACGUCAAGAAGUUCUGUAGAUAGAUCCUCUGAACACAAGAUGGUCGCAGAGUCCGGUUCUUCAUUAGGUUCAACAGACUUCCUGAAACUGAAGGCGCUGUCAGAUGGUCCACCCAAGGAGCUGAAGAUCCGGCUGAUCAAGGUAGAGAGUGGUGACAGGGAGACAUUCAUCGCCUCGGAAGUGGAAGAAAAAAGGAUUCCAUUGGAGGAGAUAAGCAUCAAGAACUCUGCUGGAGAAAUUAUUAGGUCUUGCAAGGGGUCAAGAGUAAAAGGAAAGUUCAGAGAGUCGUUCUUGCUCCCAGCCUUCUCUGUGAAGCCCAUCAUGAACGCAGAGGAACCCAUCCCCAGAGAGAAGCUGAAUCCUCCUACACCCAGUAUCUAUUUGGAGAGUAAGCGGGAUGCCUUCUCCCCCGUGCUGCUGCAGUUCUGUACAGACCCCAAAAAUCCUGUUACUGUCAUCAGAGGCCUGGCUGGAUCCCUACGACUCAACCUCGGACUGUUUUCUACAAAGUCACUGGUGGAAGCCAAUGCCGAGCAGGCAGUAGAGGUGAGGACUCAGGUUCAGCAGCCUGCUGAUGAAAACUGGGACCCCAGUGGGACAGGUCAGACAUGGCCCUGCGAGAGCAGCCGCUCCCACACCACAAUCGCCAAGUACGCACAGUACCAAGCCUCCAGCUUCCAAGAGAGUCUGCAGGAGGAAAAGGGCAGUGAUGAGGAGGAGGAUUAUGAUGAUGAGAAAGAGAAGGAGAAGGAAAAGGAAAAGGAAAAGGAAAAGGAGAAGGAGAAGGAGAAGGAGAGGGAGAAGAAGCCAUCCAAUAACAGCGAUACUGUCAGCAAGGACAGCUCUAAAGAAAGCACUGGCACGGAGCAGAAGUCAGUGGGAAAGAUCAUUAAAUUUGGUACCAACAUUGACCUCUCAGAUCCAAAGAGGUGGAAGCCACAACUUCAGGAGUUGCAGAAGCUGCCAGCAUUCAUGCGUGUAGCAUCAAGUGGAAACAUGCUGAGCCAUGUUGGACACACCAUUCUGGGCAUGAACACUGUUCAGCUUUACAUGAAAGUUCCAGGGAGCCGAACGCCAGGUCACCAAGAGAACAACAACUUCUGCUCAGUGAACAUCAACAUCGGCCCUGGAGACUGCGAGUGGUUCUCUGUUCAUGAAAACUACUGGCAUGCCAUUAAUGACUUUUGUGAAAAGCAUGGAGUAGAUUACUUAACAGGGUCCUGGUGGCCAGUGUUAGAGGAUCUCUACAAGGCCAACAUACCCGUGUAUCGCUUCAUCCAGCGGCCUGGAGACCUGGUGUGGAUCAACGCUGGAACCGUUCACUGGGUUCAGGCUGUUGGCUGGUGCAACAACAUCGCCUGGAAUGUGGGACCUCUCAGUUCUUACCAAUACCAGCUAGCCCUGGAGAGGUUUGAGUGGAACGAAGUGAAGAAGGUCAAAUCCAUCGUACCCAUGAUUCACGUAUCCUGGAAUGUUGCCCGCACUGUCAAGAUCUCAGACCCAGACACCUACAAGAUGAUUAAACACUGCCUGCUGCAGUCCAUGAAGCACAUUCAGGUCCUGCGAGACCAACUGGUGGCCGACGGCAGGAAGAUUUCCUAUCAAAGCAGGGUCAAAGACGAGCCUGCCUACUACUGCAAUGAGUGUGAUGUGGAGGUGUUCGAUUUGUUGUUUGUGACGAGUGAGAGCAACAGCAGGAAGACUUAUGUGGUUCACUGUGAGGACUGCGCGCGUCAGCGUAGCCCCAAUCUGACCAACGUAGUGGUGCUGGAGCAGUACCGCAUCGAGGAGUUAAUGAACACAUAUGACUCCUUCAGCCUGGCCUCCUCCCGGUGACAGACCUCCCAUAUUGCAUCUUCUUAGCCAUAACCAAAACUCCUGCAAGCCAGGACAAAAGACACAGCUUCAUUUUGGUUGUCAACUUACCCUUUCAUUAUUUAAAAUUAUUUUUAGAUAAUUAUUGCUAAUACUUGCCGAACAGCCAGUUGAAUACGUUUACUCAUCAUAACUGUUUACAAAAGAAAAACCAAGCCGCCAAUUACAAACCAGUUUACUCUCAGAUGGUGCUUUCAACGAGUAAUCCUUGGCAAUGCUGAAGUUGAGAACCAGGGGAACGUUGGUGCUGCCGUUGAACAAACUUUGGAGGGUUGUGGGGAUUUUAAUGGCUUAUUUUGUAAGUACUAGAGAGAACUUCUUUCGGUUGUUGUUGUCUUGAAUACUGAAAUUUGUACAUGCUGUUUGCAUUUUUUGUGGGGUGCUGUCUUUUAACAAUAAUUAAUUUAUUGUUUUGUUUUUCUUAACUAGAUCAGCCUAGAUAUAUACCACAUUGGCCUUGUAUUUAGAAAACAGAAAAUGAGAAAUACUAAUGAUAGAGAUAUGAACUUUUUUCUAAAGCAUUAAGAUUUUAAAAAUACAAAUGUCGGGAACGCUUCAAAAUAUACGGGUUUUAAUGACUGGUUGUUUUUUUGUUUGUUUUUUUCUGGUGGGGGGGCUUUCAUUUGGUCCUUCAGGUUCUUGUAUGUGUUGUAAAUGUUGUGUUUCUUUGGAUUAUACUCCCUUCCUCUUGAGAUUAAUAUUCAGCUGACACUCAUCAUCAGGUCUUUUGGUUCAGUUACUACAUCUCUUUAUGAACUCUCCUCAGAAGUCAAAACGUAUUGUAACAGUGUAUGCGAGCGUGUGUGUGCGCGAACGUGUGAGUGCGAGCGUGUGUGUGUGUGUGCGAACAUGUGUGUGUGUAUGAACAUGUGUGUGUGUUGUACCUCCGAUUGCUUUUUUUAUUCUGACAUGCAGACUUGGUAUUUCAAAGAUUUUUUUUUUUGCAUUGUACCUUUAAUUUUAAAUGUUUCCUUUAUUUAUUGGAUAUCAAUGUUCCCCGUUUUCAUAGGGUCGUACAUGUUUGCGUUUGUUCCUUUGGUUUGUUUCAGUGACCGGUUGCUCUGUAAGAUCUGGAUGGUGGGGGCUGUGUGUACACAGGAGGAGAGGCUGCUUUUAUGCUGGUGCUUGCCUCUUCCUACUCCUGCCUUUCUCUCCCCCGAUUAAUAUCAACGACAUCUUUAUCUUGAAUUUAAUGUCACACUUUCUGUAGACAAUAGGCACACUGCUCACAUAGAGAAAGAGACUAAUGGAAUGCUGUUUGUGGGCUCAUUAAGGAAAAAAAAAACACGAAAAAAGUUUUUUCAAAAGUGUUUUGAGAAAUGAUAAUUUUUUUAUUCUGUAGGGGGCUUUUAGAUGAGAUUUUAAUGAUUUUUAUGAUAUUAUCUGUUGAAUAUGAUAACAAAAUAGAUGGUGCUAAAUGUUCUUUAUGAACAACCUUUCUUUCUCUGUCUUCUUAAAAUGAGAAUUCUAUUUUUCCUGUUGCAAUAUUACCUUACCCCUUUCCUUCUUUUGUGUUCAUUUAUUUAUAACUGCACUGUUUAGAGAAUUCACACAAACAUAAUUGCAUACACACACACCAAACUGAGCCAGACAUGUCUUAAACACUUGUGAAGUUGUGUGACAUUACUAUGACCAUUAAAUAAACACAUUUUGAUAAAUCCAGAA
Molecule: messenger RNA, 8968 nt
Organism: Notolabrus celidotus (New Zealand spotty)
Lineage: Eukaryota; Metazoa; Chordata; Actinopteri; Labriformes; Labridae
Gene: kdm6ba
Product: lysine (K)-specific demethylase 6B, a
Biological process (GO): regulation of gene expression; heart development
Cellular component (GO): MLL3/4 complex
Molecular function (GO): histone H3K27me2/H3K27me3 demethylase activity; chromatin DNA binding; RNA polymerase II cis-regulatory region sequence-specific DNA binding
Source: RefSeq, a predicted model, not a curated record